AUGGUUUCCUCGUUCUGCUGGGGCUGCUUGACGCGGCUUCGUCCGGCGUCUCGAGCUAUCCUACCACCAUCGUUGACAACAACCAGAGUCGCCGCGUUCCACUCGUCACAGGUCCAAUAUGCCAUGCCCGCGAAGAAGAAGGCGAGUCUCGACGGCCCGCCCAAAUACCGUCAAGCGAAGUCCGCCAAGAUGAAGAAGAAGAAGCCUGUCGAUAGGCCCCGUCCGCCGCCGGUGGGAGAGCGCAAGACCCUCCGGAAACGCAUCGUCCUCAGCAACCCGAAUGCUCUCGAGGUUGAGGGCAUGCCAGAUCUUACUGGAGAGACUAUGGUCGAUGCGCGCCUCCGUGGGACCGUCCUCGGUCUGCCGCUGCCCAUGCUGGAUCAGUUGAGAGCCGUCCAGGCUUUCAAGCCCAAGCAGGGCUGGUCGAUAUUCCGCCGGCCCGGCACUGUGAUGAGACGCGAGACCGUGGAGCUGGGGAGGUUGUUUGAUCAGAUCUCCAGCGAUGGUGAAGAUAAGGGCAAGGUGGUUAAGAGAAUCGUCACUGGCGUGCGGGGUUCGGGGAAGAGUGUGCACUUGCUGCAGGCUAUGACAAUGGCCUUUGGUAAGAAAUGGGUUGUGUUCACUGUUCCUGAACCUCAGGACCUGGUCAUUGCUCACACCGGCUACGCUCCCCUCUCCGACGAAGUCCAGAACCUAUAUGUUCAGAAUGAGGCUACUGCUGCUAUGUUGUCUCGCACUGUCACCGCCAAUUCAGAGGUCCUCGGCGGGCUCAAGGUCUCCCGAGAGCACCCCGCCCUUCGGAAGGCUGCAAAGGCUGGAAUGAGCCUGGUCGAAUUGGCCAAUCUCGGCAUCAAUGAUCCUGCCAUUGCCUGGCCUGUCUUUGAGGCUCUCUGGGCGGAGCUUACUGCGACAUCCGCCGCCCCCGGCUACGAGAAGGCAUUCAAUCCCCGUCCUCCCAUCCUUGCUACGGUGGACGGUCUGGCCCACUGGAUGAGAAAUACCGAAUACCGCAGCGCUGAGUUCGAGCCCGUCCAUGCCCACGAUCUGGUCUUCGUACAACACUUCCUUUCGCUGUUGAAGCCUGGAGCUAAACAGCCUACGCUCUCCAACGGCGGCAUGGUACUCUACUCGACCUCUGCCUCCAACAACCCCACCAUCUACAGCUUCGAAGUCGCUCUCAAGCAGAUCGCCGCUCGCCAGGCCGGCGUGAGCCCUUCGUCUCCCGAAUUUCCCCAGGCGGACCCUUACAGCAAGGCCGACAAGCGCGUCCUCGACGCCUUCGAUUCCCCCAAGUCCACCUUGGCGAAGGAAGGUUCCCUGGAACUCCAGACUCUCGGCGGUCUGACACGCGACGAGGCUCGCGGCCUCAUGGAGUACUUCGCGCGCAGUGGUCUCUUGCGCGAGAACAUCAACGACGAGUGGGUCGGCGAGAAAUGGAGCUUGGCGGGAGGUGGUGUUGUCGGCGAGCUGGAGAAGUUGGGCAGACGGCUCCGAGUGAUUGCUUAG
Aspergillus clavatus NRRL 1 is the source of this 1506-nucleotide messenger RNA. Its product is annotated as mitochondrial 37S ribosomal protein mS29. The transcript is spliced from 2 exons. Lineage: Eukaryota; Fungi; Ascomycota; Eurotiomycetes; Eurotiales; Aspergillaceae. The coding region runs from base 1 to 1506 and encodes 501 amino acids. The record is from RefSeq and is a predicted model, not a curated record. Gene Ontology annotation, molecular function: structural constituent of ribosome. Gene Ontology annotation, cellular component: mitochondrial small ribosomal subunit.